AUGCUGUGCACAAGGUGCAUUCGCACAGCCAUCGCAGGGCAGAGGCUUCCCCUGCUGCGGCAAUUCUCUGCAUCAGCGCAAUUCCUCUCUGCCGAGCCGAAGCUGUCGACACCCACAACGGACGGAGGCUCCCCCGUACCCUCGAAAGAAUCAUCGACACCCAGAUCAAUUUGCCCCGAAGGCACCGUCCUGACUGGAUUGAACUACAACAAGGCCGGCCAAGACCCCGUCGCCAAGAAGGACGAGGAAUACCCCGAAUGGCUCUGGUCAUGUCUUGACGUUAUGCGGAAAGGCGCGGACGCGGCCGACGACAAUGCUGGAGAUGAAUUCUCCAAAUCCAAGAAGCAACGAAAGCUGGCAACCAAGCGCCAGAAGGCUCUGGAGGCCAAGCUUCUUGCUGAAGGAAACCUCGCUGCUUUGGCCCCCAAGGUUCCCAUCCAACACCAGUCGAUUAAUCUGCCGGGCGAAGUGGGUGGCAGUGUUGCCGAUAAUAUUGCGGCUGCAGAUAAGAGAGAGGAGCUCAGGAAGGCUAUGCGGAAGGAGAGAAAGGCCAAGAUCAAGGAGACAAACUACUUGAAGUCCAUGUAA
This is a messenger RNA of Metarhizium album ARSEF 1941, 588 nucleotides long. Its product is annotated as ribosomal protein subunit L37. The transcript has 2 exons. NCBI's taxonomy places the organism in Eukaryota, Fungi, Ascomycota, Sordariomycetes, Hypocreales, Clavicipitaceae. Gene Ontology annotation, cellular component: mitochondrial large ribosomal subunit. The record is from RefSeq and is a predicted model, not a curated record. The coding region runs from base 1 to 588 and encodes 195 amino acids. Gene Ontology annotation, molecular function: structural constituent of ribosome.